AUGUUAUAUUUUGGUGCCUGGACUCUUCUGUAUGCCAUCCUCAUUGUCGUACAAAGCGGAACCCCCCUGGGAAACGAGCACAGUUUACCCACCAAGGACAAUUCUUACAAAUCUCCGGGUGAACUUGGAAAUAGGGAGGGAGAGGCCUAUUUCAACUUUAAGGCUUUUCUGGAGAACCUGAAAGUGGAUUUUUUAAGGAACUUGAACUUAUCGGCGAUACCUUCACAAGAAAAGAUCAAAGAGGAACCACCCCAAUUCAUGAUUGAUUUAUACAACCGAUACACCCAGGACAAGUCCUCCAGUCCCAUUGCCAACAUUGUGCGCAGCUUCAGACCUGAAGAUAUUUCUUCUCUGUCUUCACUGGAAAUAAAUCAGAAAUAUAUCUUGCUCUUCAACGUUUCCAUCCCAUGGCAUGAAGAAGUAACUAAAGCUGAGCUGAGGAUCCACAUUGCAUGUCAUAAAGAGUGUUUUCCUCCUGUUCAUGGAAACGUAGUAAUCUAUGAUGUGCAUGAAGGAGAUAACUGGGGGGAAGCAGAGGGUGUACAGAACUUCCUUGCCUCCAGAGAAAUCCAGGGAUGUGGCUGGGUGACCUUUGAUGUGUCCAGCACUGUGAAAAAAUGGGUCAAGGCAGAAAAGACCAGGACUGUCAACCGGUUGGAGACCGCCGUGAAGAGCUACGAUUCAAGUGGUUUCAACUGUGAGCAUCUGAACAUCAGCGUGGCUCCUGACUCAAACCAUCUACCUUCCCUGAUAUUGUUUUCUAAUGACCACAGCAAAAGAGUCAAAGCAAACCACGCAGAGCUUCAGGAAAUGGUGGCUCAUGAACAGGAGGAUUUGCUGAAGAGUUUAGCAAAGGACCAUGCUGCCCACAGGCGGAAUUCUUGGUCUGUCCACAGGACCCAUCACUCCCUGUCCAGAAGCAAGCGAAGUAUUGAGCUCAACCAUUGCCGGAAAACAACCCUCCAUGUGAAUUUUAAAGAAAUUGGCUGGAACUGGAUCAUUGCUCCUCCAGAUUAUGAGGCGUUUCAGUGCAAAGGGGGCUGCUUCUAUCCUCUGACUGACAAUGUCACCCCAACCAAGCAUGCGAUCGUCCAGACCCUGGUCCAUUACAAAAACCCCAAGAAAGCUGUCAAGGCCUGUUGUGUUCCCACGAAGCUGGAAGCCAUCUCCAUGCUUUAUAAAGAUGAGGCUGGAACCCCCACCCUGAAAUAUGAAUACGAAGGGAUGAAAGUCGCAGAAUGUGGCUGCCGGUAGUAUGAGAGGAGGGCCUCUUGUUCAUAAUUUAAACAUGAACUUGUGAGUGCAGCCCUUUCUCUUUUGAAUUUCUCAUAGAACGGUACUUGUUGUAAACCAAUGACUAAGAAUGGAAUCACUAAUUUGUAGACUGAAUCUCCCUCACAUAGGUCUUUUUCCCCCUACAAUAUUUCUUUUAUACCCUUACUGUAUAUUUUUAGGAAGGUAUCAUUAAAAAGCCCUCUGUCUGUGCCCAUCAACUGUACUAUAAAUAUUUGUGGGGACUUAUUGACUGC
This is a messenger RNA of Pseudonaja textilis, 1529 nucleotides long. It is a transcript of the gene GDF2, whose product is annotated as growth differentiation factor 2. Lineage: Eukaryota; Metazoa; Chordata; Lepidosauria; Squamata; Elapidae. Gene Ontology annotation, cellular component: extracellular region. Gene Ontology annotation, molecular function: growth factor activity; cytokine activity. The record is from RefSeq and is a predicted model, not a curated record. Gene Ontology annotation, biological process: BMP signaling pathway.